Molecule: messenger RNA, 5191 nt
Organism: Gadus morhua (Atlantic cod)
Lineage: Eukaryota; Metazoa; Chordata; Actinopteri; Gadiformes; Gadidae
Gene: syde1
Product: synapse defective Rho GTPase homolog 1
Exons: 14
Coding region: 261-3137 (958 amino acids)
Biological process (GO): regulation of Ras protein signal transduction; signal transduction; cell migration
Cellular component (GO): synaptic membrane
Molecular function (GO): GTPase activator activity
Source: RefSeq, a predicted model, not a curated record
ACUCGCCCCCCUCUUCCCCCUUCUAGAAGUGGUCGGGGGGGAGGAAAAAUCUGUGGAAUUCAUUUCCUGUUGAGAGAGAGAGAGAGCGAAAGAGAGAGAGACACAGAGAGCGAAAGAGAGGUUGAAGGAGGACGUCCCUGGGGUGAGCCAGGACAGAGGGAGCGCAAUGGAGGAGAAAGAGGACUAGCAGGACAAACUAAAAUAGUUAGUCAAACUUAAACAAAGUCCGUUCAGUGUGCUCGGCGUCAGCUUGAGGGAGUAUGGCCGAGCCCCUGCUGAAGAGAACCUUCUCCCGGCUGCGAUCCCGACGGAGAGCCGCCGACCCCAAAGUCUCCGAUGUCUGUGUCAUUCAGACUUCUUCCUCAUCGUCAUCAUCAUCUAGCCGUGUCGGCCCCACCGCCCCGUCCUCAGGACAACACAUCACCGUUGCUAAGAAACAGCAGUGGGCUCAGCAGGGCUCCAGCCGGGACGCUCUCCCAGGAAACAGCCAGGCUUCAUCUGGAGGCCUCGCCGGGAGGCUGCCCCCAGCCCCGGCCCCUUCUGGAGGCCUCCCCGGGAGGCCGACACCAGACCAAGACAAGCCUUCAUCUGCAGGUCUCACUGGGAGACAGACACUCGCUGAUGACAAGGGUUGUGGGGUGAGGCCUGCUGUUGGUCUGGACCGGGAGCACAGCAGCAGAUCCCAGGCCCAGGCCUCUGUCUGCCCCCCCAGGGGGCCCUACCUGCAGAGCCUGGAGCACAGCCGGCGAACCUGGGUAAUGUCUUCAGGAAAGGCCCAGGCUUCAGAUGAGGCCUCCCGGCUGGAGCCCUGCAGAGGUCAAGUGGAGCGUGGAACCAUCUGGUACAACCCCAUUCCAGAGGAGGAGGAGGAGCUGCUCUGGCGGAGGAGAGAGGAGGAGAUGGUGCUCGGGCGGAGGAGGGAGGAGGAGGUGGCUGGAGGGAAAGGGCCUUCAACCCUCACGCAACCUACCGAAGACCCCACACCCGUUUCUAACGAUGUCGCACAACCGACCGACGACAUCGCAAACCAACCUGAUGAGAUCACAGUAGAUCACUUAGAACUGCCCAGUAGUGUGGCUCCUCCCCCAGAAUCAAGCCCCUCCUCCCAGAAGAAGGUGGGCAUGAUUGACAGGCUGAAGUCUCCCGGGACGGUCCGGAAGCUGUCCAUGAAGAUGAAGAAACUUCCGGAACUCCGACGCAAACUCAGCCUGCGCUCCUCCCGCUCCAACCGCCACGGGAGCAAGGCAGAGGGAGGGGAGGAGGGGCCCUCCUGGACCAAUAAGGAAACGCCAUCCUUGGCAUCGAAUCAGAACGUGCUCAGCAGAUAUCACCUCGAUAGCUCCGCCCCCCCAGCCAGGCCAGUCCGCCGGUCCUCCAGGGGGCGCUCUAGCAAAGGAGGUUACCUUAGUGAUGGGGAUUCCCCUGAACUGCUGCCACGGCAACCGGCGGGCUCCCAGAGGGCCCCGGAGGGGGGCUAUGAUGUCUCGUCCUUCCGUCUGUACGUGGGGGCGGAGCAGCCGCGCGGCCCGCAGAGGGUCUCCGGGCUGCUGACUGUCCACCUGCUGGGGCUGGACGAGAUGAGCAAGACCAGAUGUGACAGCGGGGGGAAGGAGGUGUUCUUGGCCAUCCAGGUGGACGGGGUGACCCGGGCCCGCACCUCCCUGCUGACCCUGAGGGGGGCGGCGCUGCCCCUCAACCACACCUUCCACCUGCAGCUGGAGAGAGCCAGGCAGCUACGGCUAGUGGUGCUAACGCCGCAGGCUAACACGGAUCCGUUGACCAAUGAAACACACACUUCCGCCUCCAGCGGACCAAUCAAAAACCGGGUCUGUUGUCUCGGAGGGCUGUCCAUCCCUCUGCUCUUCAAAGCCUGCCGUUCUCAGCAGCUGUGUGUGAAGCUGGACCCGAGAGGACUGCUCUACGUCAAACUGUCUCUGCAGGAGCACUGGAGUGUACCGUCGACCACCCCGCAGGAGGGCGGCGAGAGGGUGUUUGGAGUGGAACUGCACCACCUGGUGGACAGAGAGAGGACUGCUGCUCCAGUUCCUAUCCUCAUUCAGAAAACCGUGAAGGAGAUCGAGAGGAGGGGGAUACAGGUGGUGGGGCUGUACAGGUUGUGUGGCUCUGCGGCCGUGAAGAAGGAUCUGCGAGACAGUUUUGAGAAGGACAGUUCAGCCGUGUGCCUCUCCGAGGAGCAGUACCCCGACAUCAACGUACUCACAGGUAUAUUAAAGGACUACCUCAGAGCCCUGCCGUCCCCACUCAUCACCAGCCGUCUCUAUGACGAUGUGCUGGCCGCCAUGAGACUCCGCCCCCUGCAGACUGGCCCCGCCCCCCCGUGCCCCGCCCCCUCUGGCUCGGUCAACUGCCCGGUGGAGUUGCUGGACUGCCUGCCCCCCCCAGAGAAGGCCACUCUGUCGCUGCUGCUGGACCACCUCAGCCUGGUGGCCUCCUUCAGGUCCUCCAACAGGAUGACCCCCCAGAACCUGGCCGUGUGCUUCGGCCCGGUGCUGCUGGCCUCCACCGACGGGGUGCCGGCGGCCCGGGAGGGGGGCAGGGAGGCGGGGAAGGACAGCCCACCCGUCACGGCCGUGGACUUCAAGCGCCACAUCGAGGUGCUUCACUACCUGCUGGCGCUCUGGCCCGUUCCGUCGGGCGGAGAUCCGGAGGAGGAGGAAGUCGACGCAGCUCCUCUCUACGGCCCACACCCGUCUCCACCCCCAUCCCCGCCCUCCCCCCCUGUUACCCACACCCCCCUGGGCCAGCCGCCCAGCCGCGCGGCUCUACGAUUGGCUCUGCCACAGAACCCCAAUCAGCAAGUGGUUGUUUCUCGUCGGGGGCGUGGGCUUGCCCGAUUGGACAGCCCUCCACCGAUCAAUCGCUACGCUGGUGACUGGAGUGUCUGCGGGAGGGACUUCCUGUCUGGACAGGAUGCAGAUUAUGAUGAAGUUGCUGGAAGCGGGAGUGAAGAAGGGAGCGACGAGGAGGAGAAGAAGGAGGAGGGGUGGUCUUCGGGAAGGAUGUUCAUGGAGGAGUUUGACGCUCCGUUCAGCUGCAGACUGAGCCUGAAGGACUUUGACCGCCUCAUCCUCGACCUGGACCGCGAGUUAGCCAAGCAGAUCAACAUAUGUCUGUAGCGAGUGUGUGUGUGUGUGUGUGUGUGUGUAAUCUAGACAUGACCAGCGGAGCUCAGAGACUUCUGGUGAUGUUGACCAAGACAUGACCAGCGGAGCUCAGACACUUCUGGUAAUGUUGACCAAGACAUGACCAGCGGAGCUCAGACACUUCUGGUAAUGUUGACCCAGACAUGACCAGCGGAGCUCAGAGCCGGUUGGUGAUGUUGACCAAGACAUGACCAGCGGAGCUCAGAGCCGGUUGGUGAUGUUGACCAAGACAUGACCAGCGGAGCUCAGAGCCGGUUGGUGAUGUUGACCAAGACAUGACCAGCGGAGCUCCGAUACGGCUUGGGAUGGGGACUGCUGGUCAUAUGUUGAGGCUGUCUGACAGCUGCCCGCUUCACCGUUUCAAACACCACGCAGUGCCUUUGUGAUAGUAUUUUUUGUAUUUAUGUGGCACGUCAGGGUAGAUGUAUAUGAAGUAUGAUGGGAGGUCAGUUUGCACUGUUUAAGCCUUAUUCUAAACAAAUACGAGUAGUACUAUUCCUAAGAACCAAACGACUCAAAUAUACCAAAUACUAUUAAAUAAGCUAUCAGCUAUGCUUCACUUCAACGUUCUCAACAUCACAUGUGUGACCCAUUAAUAUAUGGCUCCAUCGCUGGUUACCAUAUCAACCUGGUUACAAUGGUCCGCUGGUUACCACCUGCCGGUUAAUGAUAUUAACCAACCGCAACCGACUAACCUGGUUGACAUGUUAACACGGAACAAUCUUUGUAAACUAUGAAGUGCAGAUUAUUAGCUGUGUCUGUUGCUAUAUAUUUUUGCCCUUUUUUGCUGGGUGUAUUCAAAUUAUAACCAAAACAAUCUGAUUGGACAGCUGUGCUGCCAGAUAGGUUGCCACGGUGACGCCAAGUAGACUAAUGGAGGAUGUUAUUGAUGUAAGUUUUUUUUUUCUGUUUUGCAUAAUGAACAUUACCAGGUGGAGCCAAACAGUAUUACUUUUAAUGUUGUUUUUAAUGCUAAUUGUGUUGCAGUUAAGCCAUACGAUGUUGUCAGUGUUAGGGCUGGCAGUGUGAGGCCCCCUCGUGGUGUAUUGCAGUAUUACACACUCCUUUCAGGAACCGUGUUGGGUAGCUCUGACGGUAACAGGACGGGACGUUAGUCCAACGGUACGGAGAAAUCAGAGUUCUAACACGUCUGUAGUUUAGUGGUGUUACCCAUCUGUAGUUUUUCGAUUUCCAGCUGUAGUUUAGAACUCCCUCAUCAAAGUGUUUCAUCUUUAGUUUAGUGUUCUUACUCAUCUGUUGUUGAGUUUGUAUCCAUCUGUGGUUUAGACUUCCAUCAGUAGUUUAGAGUUCUAACCUGUGUGUAGCUUAGUGUCCUUACCCAUCUGUAGUGUGUUUUUCCGUCAGUAGUUUUGAGUUCCAUCUGUUGUUUAGAAUUUCAUCUGUGCUAUACUUUUACCAUCUGUAGUUUAGAGUUCUAGUUUCGAGCUACAUCUGUAGUUCUGAGCUCCAUCUGUAUCUGUCGUAUAAUGUUCCAUCUGUCAUUGAGAGUUCCAUCUGUAGUUUAGAGUUCUUAACCAUCUGUAGUUUAGAGUUCUUAACCAUCUGUAGUUGACAGUUCUAUCUGUAGUUUAUAGUUCCAUUUGUAGUUAAGAGUUCAUACCCAUCUGUAGUUUCGAGUUGUUACCAAUCUGCCGUUUAGAGUUCCAUCUGUAGUUUAGAGUUGGUACUCUUUUGUAAGGCAACACAAGGAAUUCCAAGGCCAUAUGUCAUGUUCAGUAAAGUGUACAUUUUCAGAUGUCGUGUAGUAUGGAAUAUUUUACAUGUCAUGUUCUAAGCACAACAAAUAACCAUUUACAGUUUGUUUUAUCAAAUGUAUUAUACGUGAUGUAAUGGUGUGUGUAUUUUAUUUUACGUGUUGCACAACUUCAGUACGCACUUAUGUUUUACUGUUGGUGAUGAAGAUGAUGGAGAGGACAAAGAUGUAACCAAAGUAUUAAAGCACAGUUGCCCAGGCAGCCAGAUGUCUGUCUCUUAUCAGACAAGUUAAUAAAAACCUUUUUAUUGUA